AUGGGACAAUGGAUUGUAUACUAUUAUAAAUCUUGGUUUAGUAAACCUCCAUGUUCUAUUUUGCGUGAAUUGCAAUAUUAUGAAAAUGAAGAAUAUCCAUUUAAUAAAGAAACUUUUGACCAAUUUGGUGGUGAUUUCUACAAUAUUGGAAUUUUUGUAAAGGA
Messenger RNA from Dentiscutata erythropus, 164 nucleotides. Lineage: Eukaryota; Fungi; Glomeromycota; Glomeromycetes; Diversisporales; Gigasporaceae. The record is from the annotation of a GenBank genome assembly.